CUGUAUUUCAGGGUGGAAAAUAGCCAGCAGAGAGUGCAAGAGGCCCCUUCUGUGCUAUUACUCCACAGUCCAUAUCCAAGCUCAAGGUAAGGCACCUUGGUGCCCACUAUGCCCUGGCUACAGUGUGUCUGCUCCAGUUUGUUCUUCGAGGACAUCACCACUUCAAUUCUCUUCCGAUUACUUCUCUAUCUGCCCUUGGUGUGUGUGUUCACAACCGUCUUUUGGGAGUAUGGGCCACCGAUCUUCCCAACCAGUCUCAAAAUACAUAUCUAUUCUACAAAUUUCAGCCUGGAGCCCGGAGGAAACGCCCGCCAGGAUGCUUGUAUGCACACAGAGGAUAUGGAGGAGCCUCCCUUCUCCUUUUCUCCCAGACGACACCCCUGCAGCCCGCCCGGACCCUUCUUUCCUCCCUCCCCGCCCGUGCCCCUCGGAGGGUGCAAUAUUCGCCCGGGAGCCGCGCGGGCUCGGGAUGCGGAGCCGGGAGCGCGCAGGGCGGUCACAGGCUGGGCCCGCAGCGCCCCGCUCCGCGCGGACCUGCCCUGCACACAACGCACGAUCCCCGCCGGCGCCGCCACAACGGCUCAAACUUGAGAGGCGACAGCACCUCGGAACGGCGGCGGCCCCGGCCGGCCCCGCCCGCGCCGCGGCGGGGGAAGAUGCGCCGGGGGCGCGGCAGGAGCGGAGCGCUGCCCGCCGGAGGCCGCCGCACCUGCUGCGGAGACAUAUUACACCAGAAUUCCAGAUGAGAGGACGAAGACUAUGAGUGAAGAGUACCCUGGAGAUCACAUGCAGUUCUUUUCCUGGGUCAGAACUGGAUUGAUCUGAGAACAGUAAUUAUGAGGCUGACAUGUAUGUUCUCCUUCAUCUUGCUGUUUGGAGCAGUUGGGCUCGUUGUCUUCAUUCACCUACAGGAUCCAGAAGAAAUAGUUCAUCAGCAGACACCAGGUUAGCAUUCCUGUUUCUAUUUGAAUCACCUGCCCUUUCAUGGUCAAUAUUUUGUACUUAUAUUCUCAAUGUAUUUUACAUAUUUCACAGAGGAUACCUCAAAAAAGGUGUGUCAUUCUUAAUGAAGGCUACCUUGAAAGUAACUAUCAAUUUCUUUAAAAAC
Taeniopygia guttata (zebra finch) is the source of this 1108-nucleotide messenger RNA. It is a transcript of the gene CHST8, whose product is annotated as carbohydrate sulfotransferase 8. The record is from RefSeq and is a predicted model, not a curated record. NCBI's taxonomy places the organism in Eukaryota, Metazoa, Chordata, Aves, Passeriformes, Estrildidae. Gene Ontology annotation, molecular function: sulfotransferase activity. Gene Ontology annotation, cellular component: membrane. Gene Ontology annotation, biological process: proteoglycan biosynthetic process; carbohydrate biosynthetic process.